Neoarius graeffei (lesser salmon catfish) is the source of this 1765-nucleotide messenger RNA. It is a transcript of the gene gal3st1b, whose product is annotated as galactose-3-O-sulfotransferase 1b. The coding region runs from base 236 to 1498 and encodes 420 amino acids. Gene Ontology annotation, molecular function: galactosylceramide sulfotransferase activity. The transcript is spliced from 3 exons. Lineage: Eukaryota; Metazoa; Chordata; Actinopteri; Siluriformes; Ariidae. Gene Ontology annotation, biological process: myelination; galactosylceramide biosynthetic process. The record is from RefSeq and is a predicted model, not a curated record. Gene Ontology annotation, cellular component: membrane.
CACACUCACACGCCCUUUCUCACAGAGGCAGACAGGUAGAAAGUAAGAGAUAAAGUAGAACAGGUUCUUUGAGCUGCGUCUGAGACUAUAAGCCUGGCAUGAAGAUGUUGGAAUGUCUGAUGUUCUCAAAAGUUUCAUCAGCACAGAGUCAUUCCUCAUAAUCUUGCAUCUAAAUUAGGAAUUACUUAAUAAGGUAUAAGGCUUUUGGGGAUCAAAUCUGGAGCGCAGAUAGAAAAUGUACCAUCAUCUGCCCAGGUCAGGUCUAAACAGGCUUAUAUUGGGGUUCUUGUUCACCAGCAUCAUGAUGAUGUUGUACUGUUUUUCGACACCAGCAUUCCAAACCAACACACCAAGAUUUCCAGUGCUGGCUCCAUGUGCAAAUAAAACCCCACCAUGGCAAAAGAAGAAGGCAUCUUUCUCAACAAGUAAGGUGGAGCACUGUGUGCCAAAAGUGAACCUGAUGUUCUUGAAGACCCACAAAGCAGCAAGCAGCACUAUUCUAAAUAUUCUCCUGCGCUAUGGGGAGAAGAAUGGGCUGAAGUUUGCUCUCCCCAUUGGUCGCAAUGACUUCUCUUAUCCAGCUACAUUCAUGCGCAUGCACGUGAAGGAUUACAGGCCAGGCGCAUGCUUCAAUAUCAUCUGCAACCACAUGCGUUUCAAUGCUCCUGAGGUCGAAGCGCUUCUACCAGACGAUGCAUUCUUCUUCACCAUCCUCAGAGACCCAGCUCUGGUCUUCGAGUCCUCGUUCCAUUACUACAAAAGGGUAGUACCUUUGAUAUGGAGGAUCCAUGGUGAGGAUAAACUGACAGAUUUUCUGAAUGAUCCACAACUCCACUUUGACACAAAUGGCUUCAACUCCUUUUAUCUUAAGAACCUUCAUUUUUUCGACCUUGGCUUUGACAACAAAUUGGGUCCAGAGGAUCCGAUAGUGGACAGCGCCAUUCGUGCCAUUGCGGAGCGCUUUCAGCUCGUCCUGAUUGCUGAACAUUUCGAGGAGUCACUCAUUUUGCUCAAGGAUGCUCUCUGCUGGCAGAUAGACGACUUGCUGUUCUUCAGUAUGAACACACGCAGGCCGACAAGCGUGUUCCAGCUCACGCCCGAGAUGAGGGCCAAGGCACGUGAGUGGAAUGGAGUUGACUGGAAGCUCUACUGUUACUUCAAUGCCACGUUCUGGGCUAAAGUGGACGCCUACGGGAGGAAGCGCAUGGAGAAGGAGGUGCAAAUGUUGCGCCAGAGGAACAGCGAGAUGGCAGCCAUCUGCAUUAGCGGUGGGAUGGCUGUGGAGGAUCAGGACAUAAGGGACCAAAGCAUGAGGCCCUGGCAGCCUGUUGGAGAGCGCUCUAUUUUGGGAUACAACAUAAAGAGCAACAUUGAGCAGAAAUACAGGGAGCUCUGCCGAAAGAUGCUUAUGCCUGAAAUUCAGUACUUAACAGACCUGGGAGUAAAUCUGUGGAUAACCAGAUUAUGGGGCUGGUUCAAAGCUUUUUUAACAUUAUGAUUUAAAGAAAUAGUGCCAUUCUCUGUCUGACCUCAUGAUUCUAAAAGGAAUGGCACAAUUUAUUCUCUUUCAUAAAAUUAUAAAAUAUGGUAAACACAUUUCAUGACAUAACUAUGACAAAGAAAUGGCAGUAAAUUAGCUUGGUUCAUACGGCCCCAAAUCAGAAAAAGUAUGUUGAAAUUGAAAUUAAAACUGAAAAUGAUGAUUUAUAAAUAAUCUUUGAAUUUUAUUACACUCAAAAUGAUACAGCAGCACAUUAUUUGAUGU